Triplophysa rosa is the source of this 2234-nucleotide messenger RNA. Its product is annotated as N-acetyllactosaminide beta-1,3-N-acetylglucosaminyltransferase 2. Gene Ontology annotation, cellular component: membrane. NCBI's taxonomy places the organism in Eukaryota, Metazoa, Chordata, Actinopteri, Cypriniformes, Nemacheilidae. Bases 134 to 1564 code for a protein of 476 amino acids. Gene Ontology annotation, molecular function: hexosyltransferase activity. The transcript has 2 exons. The record is from RefSeq and is a predicted model, not a curated record.
UCCACCAUCCAACUGAGUGGAUUUUAUUUAGUUGUUCGAUUUGUUAGAAGACAAUUUCAUAUAUCAGAUUCCUCCAUUUGAUUUUGUAUUUUAGCUCCGCGUUUCUACACUUAUAGGUAUUAUGGUAAAGUGAAUGGCGAAAUUUAAAGUCAGAAAAUUCAUCACCAGAAACGUGGGUACGGCUUCACAUCUGUGUCGAUAUCGUCGCCGGAUCAUGUUCAUCUGCUCGCCGUGCUUUGUGCUUAUCCCAGUGUACAUCUAUGUGUCAGUGGCUUUGACCUAUGCCAUGAAACACGGCAUGUCCAACAUUCAACCCGUACCUUUGCUACCGACACGCUUUAUUGCCACCGGGCUGAGCUUCUCUAAAGAUCUGGCUCCUCACCCUGAAAAGUGCUUUUGGAGAACUGAACUAGAUAGUGGAGCACUGUGGAACUUUAUCCAGCACAUCGCAGACCGCCGAAACAACCCGAUCCUAAAGCCAGCACUGAUCGCUGCUUCUGUAAACCCCAGCAACAUUCCUGACGAUAGAGAAAGAUCCAUUGGGAGUGCUGGAUCCUGUUCCCCAGAUUAUGAGAUUCUUAAUUUAAUGCCAGAUUACGAAACGUUUUCCAACCAGAUGAAAAAUUUUGUCAUGUCUAUGCACUGUCGAGACUAUCCACUGAUCCUGGAGCCUCGAGAUGUUUGCGACCACGGGCCCCUGGCAAAGACUCGGGCUCCGAUGUUGCUCCUGGCCAUCAAAACUCAAAGCGCAAACUUUGAGAACCGGGAGGCCAUUAGACAGACUUGGGGGCGUUCGGGAAGGGUGAAGGGACGGGAGAAAGAAGGGGGGCUUGUUCGCAGGGUUUUCCUUUUGGGGAUGACCAAAGACUCGCAUACCGAAAAAAAAUUAAGACUUGAGAGUAGGCUAUUCGGUGACAUCAUCCAAUGGGAUUUCACAGACACUUUCUUUAAUCUUACACUAAAGGAUGUGUUGUUCUGGGAGUGGUUCUCAAGGCGCUGUCCACACGCCCGUUUCAUCUUUAAGGGUGAUGAUGAUGUGUUUGUUAGGACGCCUGCUAUCCUGGACUAUCUGCAGGCUGAGGAGGAGAAGACUGGAACGGCUACGACUACGAAAAGAUCUACACAAUCAAACAAGAUACAGUUUGUUGUGGGUGAUGUAAUAAGGAACGCAGCGCCUUUGCGGUCGAACGAUACAAAGUAUUACGUCCCAAAGAGCUUCUACAAAGGGCUGUACCCAACAUAUCCAGGUGGAGGAGGCGUGGUGUAUUCCGGUUCUCUGGCCCAUAAGCUCUUUGAGGUGUCACAGAGGGUUCAUCUCUUUCCCAUUGAUGAUGUCUAUCUGGGCAUGUGCCUGCAGAGACUGGGCGUCCCACCUAUCAACCAUCCUGCCUUCCUCACAUUUGACUUUCCUAAAGAUGAACCUAUAGAUCCCUGUGCAAACCACACCAUCCUCCUGGUCCACAAGCGCAGCCCAACGGACAUGUUCCAGCUCUGGACUGAAACAUCAGCACCCAGCCCUGAAUGCAGAAACACGGCACUGAGAGUCAAACCUGGAGUCAAUUAAGGCUGUUCUUAACAGGUUUUCUCAGUUAUGAUAAUCCGACAAGUUUGGACAGCCAGUAUUUAAAUGACUUUCAACCUUUCGGGAGCGAAACCCAGCUUCUCACAGAGAUUUAGACUGUUUUCUGACUGAAACACUUAUCUACUAUAAUGCAUUGCAUGAUGUUUUCUACGAGUUUGAAAUAAGGUUGAUUGUUUUGUACAGUGGUUUAAAGGGUAGUUCAAUCAAAAGUGAUAAUUCCAUCAUUAUUUACUCGUCUCGUCAUUUCAAACCAUUUUGACCUUCUUUCUUCCGCAGAACACAGAAAAAGAUUGUUUGAAAAAUGUUGGAAACCACAAACCGAAGGUACCCAUUCACUUUUAUUUUAUGUACAUUAAACCAAUGCAAGUCAAUGGGUACCAUCGAUUUUCUGUUACCAACAUUAUUUAAAAUAUCUGCAAAAGAAAAUCGGUUUAAAAUGACAAAAGGUUUGACUGAAUUUUAGUUUUUGGGUAAACUGCCCCUUAACAUUUUUGUAAUGUUUCUCUUUUUCACUGCAACACCAUUUAACAAAUGUGCUGUUGCAGUUUUGCUAGACUCUCAAGUCAUCUGUAAGUUUAAGUAGAAAAGAAAAAACAAGAAAUGGUAAUUGUUCCUCUUUUAGUGUGUUUUUAAAUCUAAAUUACUGGGUGAA